CUGGGGGCGUGUGCGCGGCGCGGAGGCGGGUCAGGCGGUGACGGAGGAAAGGCAAAACGAAACCGAGAGCAGUUUCCCCGACAGAGGCCGAGUGAGAGACACCGGCCCCUGGGUGCCGUUUACUCGAGCGCGUUCACGCAGCGCCUGACCUGAUCUGUCGGUUUUUAUCCCCCUGAAACGCGCUGUCCGCCUGCGGGACCCGCUGCGGGAGAGUUCGGGCGGAGCUCCGGCAGCCGCAGGCUCAGGAACAGCCGCCGCGGGUCUGCCCGGACACAGGCCGCACAGCCGGGCCUGCAGCGGACGGGCUGCCGAACCGAGCCGGGAGCAGGAUGUCCCAGAGGCCCUUGAUCCUGCCCUGGUUGGUGGAACAGAUUGACAGUACGCAGUACCCAGGAGUCUGUUGGACCAAUCAGGAGCGCACGGAGUUCUGUAUUCCCUGGAAGCAUGGGCUGAGGCAGGACUCCAGCGAGCACGACACGCUCAUAUUCAAGGCCUGGGCAGUGGCCAGCGGCUCGUUCAGGGAGGGAGUGGACCGGGCAGACCCCUCUGUCUGGAAGCGAAAUUUCCGCUGCGCUCUGAAGGCCAAGAGGGUGGAAGUUGUAGCCGACCACAGCAAUGACUCCGCCAACCCACACAAGGUGUACCGCCUGCCAGGAGUGCAACAGAGAGGACCAGGGUCACAGGACAGUGCGGAGUUGGGUUCUGACAGUCAGUCACAGGAGGUUUCUCCAGCAGGAAUCCAGGAACAUUUCUCUCCAGACGAGCAACUAGCAGGUAUGAGGGUACCUGGGUUAAAGAGGAUCUCAUUGCACAGCACAGGUUUUAGUGUUGGCAUUUACAGAAGUCCGAUCCACUCCAGGCUUUAUUCCCUGUACAGUCAGUGUCACAUGAACAGUGUGUCUCCUCUCUCUCUCUCAGCCACACAGUUCCAUGUGACCGUCUACUUCCGAGGGGUCAAGGUUCGUGAGCAUGAAGUGACCAAUCCCAGGGGGUUCCGGGUGGUCUGGACGGACCCCUGUGCUGCUGUGGACCCUGAGGGCCUGGAGCUGGUCUCCCUGCCCGGCCCGGAGUUGCUCCUGGACCAGGGCCAGGCCAGGCUGACCCAUCGGAUUCUGGAGAAGCUGGGCGCAGGGCUGGAGGUGACCGUCCAGGGCCGGGGGGUGCGAGCUGCCCGCUGGGGUGACACCCACGCCUUCUGGAGCCUCUCCAGGUUCGACAGGAGCGGCCAGCCCAGAGAGGUGCCCAAGGAGAGAGGAGAGGAGCUGUACAGCAUGGGAGAGUUCAUCCGGGGGCUGAUUGGGUUCAUGGAGCAGAAGGCUGAGUCACCUGCAUACUCUGUGUGGUUCUGUCUGGGAGAGAAGUGGCCCGACCCAGAUCAGAGACCCUGGGAGAAGAAGCUGAUCAUGCUGGAGGUAGUCCUCACCUCUCUCCAGAUGCUGAAGAUGCUGGCUGUCCAAGGAGGAGCCUCCUCUCUGCAAAGUGAGUCUGUGGAUCUGCAGGUGUCAGACAAUCCCAGCCUGCUGAGCCACCUGUACUCACUGGAGAGCAUGGAUUUCAGCUAGACAGGGACGGGACAGGGACGGGACCGAGGAGGGAGGGGACACAGACAGAGGGACAGCGACGGGACUGAGGGAGGGGACAGAGGGUGGAGAGAGACGGGACACAGACAGAGGGAGGUGGUGGUGAUCCACGGUGAGAGGGAUCUUUCUGCUGGUGUUCAGUAUCGGGACUCAUUUCAAGGUCACUACUGGGCAGCAGGACUGGUCUUCACUCCAGUCUCUGAGUGGAGCAGUAAUCCUGUGCUCUACUGCGCAGAACUGAAACUACAGAGAUGUUUCAUCUUGUGGGCUAAAUAAAGUAUCAACUACCUCCUCUGACAAA
Molecule: messenger RNA, 1881 nt
Organism: Lepisosteus oculatus (spotted gar)
Lineage: Eukaryota; Metazoa; Chordata; Actinopteri; Semionotiformes; Lepisosteidae
Source: RefSeq, a predicted model, not a curated record